AUGCUCCCCGAGGCGGACGCCCUUCGUGACAGCCUCGAGAGAACGCUCGCCAGCGUUCCGCGGCGAUGGUUCACCUUUGAGCAUUGCGAGCUCGAGGUCUCCUUUCGACUCUGGCACCACGUCGUGUACCAGCGAGAGCUUCGUGCAGGCUUGCUCAUCGCCAACUUUCUCUACCUCGCGUGCGCCAUCGCCUUCACCUCGUGGGAGAAUCUACAGCACGCCGCGCCCGGAAAUCAAACCUCCGCCGAGGCUCCUGCAGCCCGGAGCGGCUCGUCUGAUCCGUACGAGCUGCUCAAGUUUGGGAUGGAGGCUACUAUCGUCGUCGUCCUCUCCCUCUCGUUUGCGCUCUCAUUUGCGCCGUGCGUGUCCCACCGCCCACAGCUCUUCACGGCGGUCGUGCUGCUGCUCGUCACUGGUUUUGUCACCGUCCGCUCGGCCCUCAACGCGGACGGCGUCUUCUCUGCUCCGGCGCUACUAAUCAUCAUCGUCUGCUUUGGGCUCGGCGCCUCGCUGCUGCGGAUGAUGUGCCAGGCAACCCUCAUCGUCGGCGCGCUGCUUAACCUCCUCUACGGCGCGUUUGCCAUCGCCCAGGCCUCCGACGCGCCUCCAGGCGCCGGCUGGUUUCCCGUCGCACUCUGCUUCUCCACGCUCACUUGCGUCAUCGCGGCGCGAUCCCUCGAGCGGGCGCAGCGCGACCUCUUCCUGAUGCAGCUCGCGCAGACGCGCGCCGACAGGGCGAGCGCCGACAGGGCGAGUGCGAGAGGUAGCUUCCAGCACCACUCGCUCGCUGGCGCGGCUGCGCCGGCGACUUCGCUCGUGUCCCCUCUCCUCGCCGCAGCCGCCGCCGCUGCAUCUGACCGGGCCGCUGCGCCCGCCGAGUCGACGGGCGCGGACGCCUACUCGACGCCCCUCCCGCCGAGCAGCGGCGUCGCGCUGCACCGCGCCGUCCUCUCUUCGCUGCACGAGCUGCUGCAGCUCCGCGGCCUCACUUCGGGCGCUCACUCGCUCGAGGCGGCGUCGCUCUUCCGGCUGCACAACGAGACGCUCAACGUGUGGACCGAACUACUGCCCGCGGCGGUGUUUGCGGGCUGGGCGGCCGAGAUGCUGCACGCCCACGAGGCCGCGCCGCUCCACGACCGCUACAUCGUCGGCGCCGGCUUGGUGUGCGCGAACGUGCUGCGGCCGCUCUGCUCGGGCCUCGCGCACUUGUUGCACUGCACCUCCGCCACCGGCUACAUCGCCUGGUGGUCAUGCGACUACAUCUCCAUCUCGCUCGCUAUACUGACCACGGCGUCCGUCUACGGCCGCUUCGCUUUCUACUGCUCGACGCAGCUGCAGGUCCUCUUCUUCGCCUCGACCCUCGGCCUGCUCUCCACCUCGCUCGUCGCGGUGCUCGUGUCGGGAGACUCGUCGCCCGUGCUGCGGAACAUGGCCUUCCUCCUCUUCUGCGUCUUCUCGAACGGCACACGCCCCGCCCACCACGCACCGGCCCGCGCUGAUCUCGCCCCCGGCGCGGCUGCAGGGGUGCCCUUCAUCUACGAGCUCUCGCUCCAGUACGGCCACGGACCUGUCCAUGUGGCCGUGCCGUCCCCGUACAUCUGGUACUGGUCCGCCUCGAUGGGCACCUUUGUGCUCGGCCUCCUCGUCAAGGGAUCUGGCUUGCCCGAACGGGCGCUGCAGCCCGCUCCGUUGGCGGACCUUCUCUUUACGAGCCACCAGCUGUGGCACUGCCUCGUCAAUCUCGCCUUUGCGCUCGGCACCUUUCGUGCUUGGGACGUCUACUUGAGCUGGCGACCUGAAUGCAUCGACCCGGACAGUUGA
This is a messenger RNA of Emiliania huxleyi CCMP1516, 1821 nucleotides long. RefSeq lists its product as hypothetical. Bases 1 to 1821 code for a protein of 606 amino acids. NCBI's taxonomy places the organism in Eukaryota, Haptophyta, Isochrysidales, Noelaerhabdaceae. Gene Ontology annotation, molecular function: signaling receptor activity. The record is from RefSeq and is a predicted model, not a curated record. Gene Ontology annotation, cellular component: membrane. The transcript is spliced from 4 exons.